ACCCUCUGCUGUCUGUGCUGUGGGACCUGAGCCGAGUCUCCCGCUAAGGCUUUCUUUCCCUCCUUCGCGGCCGAGAGCCUCUGCCGGCUGGCACCCCCCCGGGUUCUGUGGCACCUCACUUCGCCAGCUCCGGCGCUCUUCCUGCAUUUCCUCGGCGGUGCUUUGAUUCGGGGGACUUUCUGUGUGUUUUCUCCUCUUUCCUCUUUGUUGCUCUAAAACCGGCCAGGCCGAAGCCCCCCACUCCGGAGGGAAUUCGACUUCUGGAGAAAGGCGGCUGCCACGGGCUGCACCCGCCCCUCCUGCGGACCUGCAGGCCGGUGCGCCCACCCCGCCUGCCUCACCCGCCGCCUGCGUUCGUUUGAGGGAGGAAGCCAGCCGCGAGUUCAUUGAUGCACCCAUUCCAGUGGUGUAACGGGUGUUUCUGCGGCCUGGGACUGGUUAGUACUAACAAGUCCUGCUCAAUGCCACCCAUCAGUUUCCAAGACCUUCCCCUCAACAUCUACAUGGUCAUCUUUGGCACAGGCAUCUUUGUCUUCAUGCUCAGCCUCAUCUUCUGCUGCUAUUUCAUCAGCAAACUCCGGAACCAGGCACAGAGUGAACGAUACGGAUACAAGGAGGUGGUGCUUAAAGGUGAUGCCAAGAAGUUACAAUUAUAUGGGCAGACCUGUGCAGUCUGUCUAGAAGACUUCAAGGGGAAGGAUGAGUUAGGGGUGCUCCCAUGCCAACAUGCUUUUCAUCGGAAGUGUCUGGUGAAGUGGCUAGAAGUGCGCUGUGUCUGCCCUAUGUGCAACAAGCCCAUCGCUGGCCCCGCAGAGGCCACUCAGAGCAUCGGGAUUCUGUUGGAUGAGCUGGUGUGACUGCUGCCUCUACACCAAGGCCUGGAGAAGACCUCUUGCCUCGUGGGUGCCUGGUCCCUUUGCAUAGCUGCAAGGAACAAGACUGUUGGGUGGUAAUGGUCAUACUUACCUGAAAGGGAGGGAGUGCAGGGCUGGUCUCCCACCAUUAGGGUGAGACCAGACUUGCCCCCACCUUCUUGCUUCCUGAAGUCUUCUUCCCUGCUACUCAGUACUGACAGCAUCACCCAUCAAGACCAAUGUAUCCUAGUACUGGACUAUUUACCUGCCUUGUCUCUGCUCUGGGGAAAGAAAUCCACCCGUCUGGUCAAGAACUUGGAGCACCCCCCUUGCAAGUUCCUUUUAGGAGGAAAAACUGCCCUAGAAGAAGGGAUGAGGUGGGCUCUGCCCUCCGUUCCUGCCCACUCCUUCCAUAGGCAGGUUAGAAGGGAAGGAAGGAAGGAAGGAAUGAAAAAGAUCAAGGAACCAAGUGCCUCCAGUGGAAGUCAGGGAGGCGCUGUAGGAAUAUCAGGAAGAGCAGGGACAUAUGAAAAAGCAAAGUCAAUGUUUACAUGGGACCUAAGGAAACAGGCUGGCUGGCCAGCCUGCUGGCUACAGGGUAAUGGAGGGUCAGUGCCCUCCCCCUGUUAGGGUCUGAGGUGCUAUCCAUUCACUCUCUUCCUCAGUUAAUCUCAGAGAGCUUCCUAUUGGAGUGCCCCUCCGGAGAAAGGGCUUGUUCUACGCUCAAAUGGAUUUCCAGGGGCUUUUUCUAAAGGAGCAAAAGGGGCCUGGGGAUGCAGGUGUCUGAAGGUUAAGGUAACAACAGAUGCCUUCUUCCCCUGUGUAAAUAGUAUUUUUAUACUUCAUCCUCACCAUCUCAGGCUUUAUGUAUGGAAUCCCCCAGAUGGAGAGGGUGGGGGUUUCCAUUCCUCCUCAGAGUGGGUGAGGGUGGGAGAAGGUAUGUAUUUAAAGGAAAUUAAAUUUAAUAACAAGUUUCUCUAA
Messenger RNA from Hipposideros armiger (great roundleaf bat), 1835 nucleotides. It is a transcript of the gene RNF122, whose product is annotated as ring finger protein 122. Gene Ontology annotation, biological process: ubiquitin-dependent protein catabolic process. The record is from RefSeq and is a predicted model, not a curated record. Gene Ontology annotation, molecular function: ubiquitin protein ligase activity. Lineage: Eukaryota; Metazoa; Chordata; Mammalia; Chiroptera; Hipposideridae. Bases 390 to 857 code for a protein of 155 amino acids. The transcript is spliced from 6 exons. Gene Ontology annotation, cellular component: nucleus.